Messenger RNA from Cyprinodon tularosa, 1994 nucleotides. RefSeq names its product tetraspanin 12 (gene tspan12). The record is from RefSeq and is a predicted model, not a curated record. The coding region runs from base 420 to 1367 and encodes 315 amino acids. Lineage: Eukaryota; Metazoa; Chordata; Actinopteri; Cyprinodontiformes; Cyprinodontidae. The transcript is spliced from 7 exons. Gene Ontology annotation, cellular component: membrane.
CCGCCGCAGCUUUAUUUAGGAAGAGGAGGCAUUGGGACAGGACGUCUGCUUGGAGUGUUUACAGCAGGAGCAGGUUCUGAAGCCGAUCUCUGGAUCUUUGUGGGUUUUCAGCUCUGCAGCUUCAGCCUGAUGCUGCUGGAUCUUCUGGGAAGGAGACUGAACACAUUUUGAGUUCUCUUUGGGUCGGGUUCAGAGAGUGAUGUUGGAUUUGGAGAUAUCAGCUGCAGAACCUCCAUCAAUCGGCCUAGGAGGUGAGGGAAACUAGGAAACCACCUGUUGGGAGGAAUGUGGAUGUUAGGCACGGACCCAGGCUCUGGUUCCAGAAGCGAGCCCCUCCACGGUGUCAGGUGUCUGCAGUGAGCAUGGGGCCAUGGGGUCCUGGGCUCAGGUGAGCCGCUCACGGCAGCUGCGGUCUGGAUAUGGCUCAGGAGGAUGCAGUGAGGUGUCUGCGCUGCCUGCUCUAUGCGCUGAACCUGCUGUUCUGGCUGAUGUCGGUGUGUGUGCUCGGUGUGGCAGCGUGGAUCAGAGACACCCUGAACACCGUCCUGACCCUGACAGCCCACACCAGGUUGGAGGACGCUGCGGUCCUCACCUACUCUCCGGCGGUCCAUCCGGUCCUCAUCUGCGUGUGCUGCCUCCUCCUCAUCGUGGCCAUGGUCGGGUACUGCGGCACGCUGCGGUCCGACCUGCUACUGCUCUCCUGGUACUUCUGCAGCCUGCUGGUGAUUUUCUGUGUGGAGUUGGCCUCUGCUGUGUGGACCUACGACGAGCCCUCAGUACAGCGAGCUGACAUGAUCAGUCUGAAGUUUCGGAUGCCGAACUACGGCCUGCAGCAGUAUCAGUGGCUCACACACACCUGGGACAGCUUCCAGACACAGUUUAAAUGCUGUGGGGUGAUCUACUUCACCGACUGGCUGGAGAUGACAGAGAUGGAGUGGCCUCCUGACUCCUGCUGCACCCAUCAGUACCCGGGCUGCGCUCGCCACGCCCACCAGCAUGACCUCAGCGACCUCCACCAGGAGGGCUGCGGUCCGAAGAUCUACAGCUUCAUUCGAGGGACGAAGCAGCUUCAGGUGCUGCGAUUCCUGGGGGUCUCUAUCGGCGUGGCACAGAUCCUGGCCAUGGCGCUGACGCUCACGCUGCUUUGGGCGCUUUAUUACGGCAAACAGUUUCAGAAACCGAACUCAGAGGCGACACCUGUGCUGCCUGAAGACUGUGUUUCCAUUGCAGCAACCAACGGAACCACUACCGGAUCCUCCAAAUAUGGCUGCAGCCACAUGAUGAAGGGACGUACGGACAUGUCUGCUGCUCAGGCUGAGCUGAGAGAUGCUCAGGUGGAGGCGGAGUGGCUGAACGCUGCAGGAUAACGCAGCUCUAAAGAAACUGACUUUAUGAAUUGCAGCACUUAUUGCUGCUUAAAGGCUGUGUAUGCUGCCGCAGCAGUGUGUCGCAGUUAGCUUACUGCAGGUAUGACGCAGAUAUUUUUGAUUUAUGCACAAUUUUGAAGCGUGGUCUACGCUAUUUUAACGCCACAACAAAAGAGGGACAAACACGAAUUGGCUAGGAGUGUGGGUUUUGUGUGUCAGUUUGACGAGCUGGUUCACCGUCUACAACCCCUCAUCAGUUCACCCAUGAGUGCUCCUGAAAGACUGGCCUUAGCGCUGCCUGUUUUGGCUUCGGGUACAAACUAGCGUCCUGCAUGGCGUCUGGAAUAGUGUCCGAGGUGUGCCAGACGUUGUGGACGGCACUACAGCCAGAGUUUCUGCCAUUAGGUACCAAACAGGACAUAUGCAAAGUGUAGCGCGGACGCAGAAUUGACCAAUCAGAGGCCUCCUUCCGGCACUAUCUGCGGUCAUCUACAAUUUUGGGGAGGUGCACCAGAGUGUCUGCGGAAGGGGGCGGGGGCAUAUCUUUGCAAACAAGGUUUUGUCCACAUCACUGCUUCUGCCGCCACCUUUAAAGUUCCUGAGUUUGCAGUAAAGAAAUAAGCUCGA